Messenger RNA from Frieseomelitta varia, 1679 nucleotides. Its product is annotated as bromodomain adjacent to zinc finger domain protein 2B-like. Lineage: Eukaryota; Metazoa; Arthropoda; Insecta; Hymenoptera; Apidae. The transcript has 4 exons. The record is from RefSeq and is a predicted model, not a curated record. Bases 1 to 1677 code for a protein of 558 amino acids.
AUGCUGAAUUUGGCUGUAGGAGCGGAGUACGAAUUUUCAACUCCAAAUUUUGUAAAACUAAAAAGGGAGAUCGUCGAAACUGACCACGAUCAUGUUUCUCAAGAUCAUCAACCACAUCAAAACCAGUCGACUUCACCGAAACCGGACAUACGAAAUGCCGAAUCGACGAAUCCAAAGUCCUUGUCGCACCAUAAAAAUACCAAAACUAUGAAAGAAUCUCCAUUUGUUGGACGUAGCAGUCCUUUAAUGUACAGCGAUGUAUUUAAACAAUCGCCCUAUGUUACUUCGCUACUGCCUAUUCCUUCGUUCGAGUUCCAGAACAACAAGCGAUUGUUGCCAUAUUCUGAUCAUUUAUUUACUAUGUCCGCUGGCUAUAAAGUUACAGGUGACGAUUUCGCUAGACCAUUGAAACAACAAGUUGGUACACACCGUCAGCCAAAAUUUAUUCAGAAUGCAGCAAUAGACGCAAAUCUUCAAAUGCCCGUAUAUAAGACCGUUUACUCGUUGCCGAAAGCCCCAGGAUCGCAAAUUUACGCGGCCAUGCUUCAAAACGAGAAGGCUUCAUUGCCGAUUCUUCAAGUACGAAAAAGUCAAGAGCCACCUUCGUACGUAUCCAGUUUGCAGAGCCAACCACUCGUUUUGAACCCUGUAGACCAUCAGUUCAAUUUCGCAGUCAGAGCACCGAAAGCAAACAGCGUGCAACCGAGCGCACCUUUUCUGUCGCCACUUUCCAGUUUUCAGGGUCAAGUGGUCCCAAUUUCGGCCGCAGCCAACAACGCGCAAUUUCCGCAAUACAAAGGCGCCACGCUGGAGGUCUAUCCAACUGUCAGUGGCUUUUCAACGAUGGCUUAUCAACCUGUCCAAACACAGCCACGGUUACAUUUUCGGCACGAUAACGUUCAGCCCGUGCAACCUGUUGACAAUUUACGUCACUCCAUGCCAGCGGAAGAAAUUCGUUCCGACGUGGAGAUCAUUGACAAACACAAACCUCCGCCUCCGCCCAAAACCGACGACGACGACGACGACGACGACGAUGUCGACGACGACAAGGAUGACGCCGAUGACGACGAAGGUUAUGCACCGCCUGAUAAACAAUACGAAGCGAAUUCGGAAGAAGAAGACGACUACAAAUCUAAUUCUGAAAGAUACUUCAAGACACCACCGGUGCAAGGUAACUUUAAGCCUCCGACGUCGUUUCCUUUCAAGCAAUACGAUGAGAAAUUUGGCAAAUAUUCAAGUCGUUAUCGCGACGAUGAGGUACCAUUUUCCAAAUACCAUUACUCUUCGUCGAGCGAUGACGAUAGCGAUGAAGAGGUACCAACUGGUAAAUAUAAUACGGAUGAGAAAAGUUUGUACAGUAAGCAAGAAGACGAUGGUAAUGAUGAUAGACACGAAAGGCAAAAGACUGAAGAAGAUACGAAUGAUGAUACGAAUACGCCUAAAUAUAGAGAAUUUGAAGCAUCGUAUAGAGCAAAGUCACCGAAACAAAAAUAUAUUUAUUUGAAAGAAGCACCGGAAGUAGAGUAUGGGUCGAGAUUAUCGAAAGGAAACAGGAACAACUACGAAGAUUCUUCAGACCAAGCGAGUCAAGGAAAUUUUAGGUAUUUCAAGAAUUUCCAGAAUUUCAACGACGCUGAAGGGUAUAGUUCUGAUAUUGUAACGAGUUUUAUUACCUAGGA